UAUCCGGUAGUAUUAGACGCAAGUAUUCACGGAUAAAACGUAACUUUUUAGCAAAGUUUGAAAGAUGUAAUAGAAUUAUUUUAAUACUACAUAACAUGGGCGAUAAAAGUCUCCAAGUCGAUAAUGAAGUGCAUGAAUUGAAAUUAGGUUCUAGCUUUGAUCCUAAAUCAAAGGUAGCUUUUCAUUCAAUCCGAUAUGAUUUCAAGCCAGCAUCAGUUGAUACAACUCAAGAUUCAACAGUAGAAGUUGGUGAAGGUCAUCAAAUAACUGUAUCAGUUCCCCAUGUCGAGGGUGCUGGGACUGAUCAUACAGUUUAUAAGGGUCACAAGCGACCAUGUCUGAAGGAAUGUGUGUUAAUUAUAGAUCAUCAGACAGGAACUUUUACCUUAGAGAAACUUACAAAUAACAUACAGUUGAAAAAAACGAGAAUUGAAGGAAGCAGUAAAGCAGCACUUGGUGGAAGACCUCUGACUCCAGUUGAUGUCAACAGACAGAAAAAUUCUCCAGUCAAGCCUAAAAACCCUCCACAAGUCAGUCCACCAUCACACACUAACUCUCCCUCUGUAACACCUGUCAAUCUGCCACAAGAUGAAACGAGUAAAGAUGCCUGUCCUUUUGGUCUUGGUGAAAUAAGUGAUGAUAGCAGUAGUUAUGCUUCCAGUAGUGAUAGUGAUUCUGAAACAGAAGAUAAACCAAAAAACCCUAGUCAAGAAAAAGUUGCUCAAACAGGUGGUCUGUUUAAUAUGCCGACAGUCUCAGCAGUGGUUAAGCCUAGACCAACACAGUUUGUCUCAUCUCUGAGUGAAGAUCUGAGACUAAGUGAAUCAAGUAGUAGUGACAGUGAUGAUGAUUAACAUGAUUAAUAAGUCAAAUGUCCUUUGUGCUAAAAAGUGACCUCUACUACAGGGUAUUACAUUGAUCAUGAGAGAGAAUAUGUGUAAAUGGUUCAAUAAGUGACAACAGUUCGAGAUUAAAUGGUGCUUUUUAUGAAAGCCAUUUUUUAAUGGUUAUUUUACAACAAUGUGUGAUAGAUAAAAUGUAAACAUGUUUUAUCAGAUAAUUUCUUGUACACUAUAAUGUGACCUAGAAAUGUUAGCAUGUGUAUUUUACACCAAUGUGUGAUAGAGAAAUAUCAGAGAGUCUUGAAUGUUAAUAAUUGACUUUUCAAAGUCUUUACUGUAAUGCUUGACUAUUUUAUGUGAUGGAGUGAUAUUAACUGUGGUUUGAACUUGAAUUAGAAAUUUGGUGUGGGUGGAUGGGUUAAUAAAGAGGCUAAUUUAAUUAAUCAAGGAAAGAUAGGGCAGAUGGGAGAGUUGAUAUUUUUCGUUAUUUAUAUGCAACACAUACAUUAUUUGACUUUAUUGUUACCUUUUUCAGACUAACAUUAAAUAUCAUUUGUAAGAAUUCUAGUUUAACUAUAGGAUUUUGAUAAUCUUAUACAGGGAAUUUUUGAAAUGACAAAAAUCUGUUUCUGAAGAAUGAUAUUUGUGAUACAUUGUAUGUCAGUUGAGAAAUGCUCAAGUUUGAGAUGAUACAUGGGAUUUGUAAUUUUUUUCUUUUAAUGGUAUUUGAUUGAUUUUCUCUCUUAAGAUAGCACAAUACAAAGAUUUAUAACUCCAAAUCCAAAGUUUUAAAAUGCUGUAACUUUCUUAAUAAUGCUUGAAAAUUUAUAAAAGUGGUAGUUUUGGAUAGCUAACAAAUUACUCUUUCACAUUAAUGCAAUGUUAGUAUUAUGCAACACUUAUGUAACCAAUUAUAAUGAUAACUGUGUCUAAAAUAUUUUUCACCAAAUUUCCACUUUCAAAUGAAAUUAGCUUCUGCAUUGGUAUCCCUAGAGGUUUGGUUUUAUUAUAUGUUGUUCCUUGGGCCAUUAUCAAAAGGGUGUCUCAGAUUUCAGAUAGAAUGUAUAGAACAAAUUUUACACCUAAUUAAACAUUAUCUUCUUUUAUGUGGUUAGAAUCUUUACACUAAUUAGAGAUUUAUGAGAGAAUGAAAGAACAUAGAGACAAUCUGAGACACCCUUUUGAAGCCCAUGAUGUGUUGAUUAGGAUUUCCUUAAAAUUUUCUGUAUAGUUAAAGAGAUGAUAGAGCUAAAUUCAUUCAAGUGAACUAACCCAGAUUUUGCCACUAAUUACAUAAUAAUUGAUUACACAAUGAUUGCAUAAUAAAAAUUUUGCAUUCAUUUAAAAGAUUAAUCUUUUAUCUAUCUAUAUAUACCUCUUUUAUUAUUUUCUAUGCAUUCAUAAGAAAGUUACAGCUUUUUAAAGGUUAGUGAUUGGAAGUAAAAAAAUCUUUGUAUUGUGCUACCUUAAGGAUACAAGUGAACUUAUGUAAACAACUUCCAUUUACAAUCUAAGUUAUUUCUCUGUUUGUUAC
This is a messenger RNA of Mytilus trossulus (common blue mussel), 2376 nucleotides long. RefSeq names its product ELL-associated factor 1-like. Gene Ontology annotation, molecular function: transcription elongation factor activity. The transcript has 7 exons. Lineage: Eukaryota; Metazoa; Mollusca; Bivalvia; Mytilida; Mytilidae. The coding region runs from base 96 to 854 and encodes 252 amino acids. The record is from RefSeq and is a predicted model, not a curated record. Gene Ontology annotation, cellular component: super elongation complex. Gene Ontology annotation, biological process: regulation of DNA-templated transcription; transcription elongation by RNA polymerase II.